AUGACCACCCAAUGCAACGAAGACAAGGGUUCGAAAGCACUAUCCAGCUAUGGCAUGGAGCAAGUGGACACGGAGGUUCAGCGCGGCGAGAUCAAGCAUGACCAGGCACGGGAUGUUGAUCCAGCCCUGCAGUUUCUGGCUGCGGAAGAGAUCGAAUAUACCCCAGCGGAGUCCCGCACAGUGUUGUCCAAGAUCGAUCGCGUUCUGAUGCCUUUGCUGUGCUGGGUAUAUUUGAUACAAUUUGCCGACAAAACGUCUUUGAACUAUGCCUCGCUGAUGGGCAUCCGCGAGGACACGCACUUAGAUCCCCAGUCACAGCAAUAUAGCUGGAUCUCGAGCAUUUUCUACGCAGGAUACAUAUUCUGGGAAUUUCCCACCACGUAUCUGCUACGGCGACUUCCCCUAGGAAAAUAUACCUCAUUCAGUAUUCUGGUCUGGGGCGUCGUGCUCCUGUGUCAUGUCGCAGCUCAUAAUUACGCCGGCCUGCUGUGCGUCCGCUUUUUCCUCGGCGCAUUUGAGGCGACAGUAACUCCGGCCUUCGUGCUGUUCACCUCUUGCUGGUAUAAACAGGAGGAGCAGGCCAAGCGCAUGGGUUUCUGGCUCGCUUGCAACGGUGUCGCUCAGAUACUGAUUGCGGCUAUUGCGUAUGGACUGUCCGGGGUGCGGGAAGCUUCCAUUGCUGUGUGGAAGAUACUCUUCCUCGUCCUAGGCUUGCCUACCGUGCUCACCGGCUUGCUCUAUUUUUGGCUCAUGCCCGACAAUCAGAUUCAGGCCAACUUCCUAAGCCAACGCGAGAAAAUCAUUGCGGUUGAUCGUAUCCGAGGCAACUUCCAAGGUAUCGGGAGCCGUACAUGGAAGUGGGCUCAUUUCUUGGAAGCAUUUCGGGAUCCGCGCACUUAUCUGUACGUGCUCUUCUCGCUCUUGAUGAAUAUCCCAAAUGGAGGCAUAACGACUUUUGGCUCCCUCAUUAUCAACUCUUUCGGCUUCUCCAGCCGCAUGUCCCUCAUGCUGAAUAUGCCCAUGGGCCUGGUUGAUAUUGCCUGCAAGCUGGGACUGACAUAUCUUUCGGACAAAUAUCUGGACCGAACCAGCUUUGCUAUUCUCGCUAUCCUGAUCCCGAUGGCUGGUGGCAUCCUGAUGAUUGUUCUUCCCCUUCAUGCAAAAGCUGGCUUGUUGGUGGGUUACUAUUGUAUCGGUGCUGCUGGGACCGCAUGGUGCUUGGUCAUGGUGAUGAUAUCUAAUAAUACGCUGGGCUACACCAAAAAGGCAACGGUGAAUGGUCUGCAAAUAUUGGCCUACGCGGCUGGAAACUGGAUCGGACCGCAGACGUUCCGUUCGAAUCAAGCUCCCGAAUAUUUCGACGGCAAGUUGAUGGUCGCCAUUAUGUACGCGCUCGCAGCGGCUACCUUGCUAGCCAUUCGCCUAGUGAAUAUUGUGGAAAAUAGGAGACGCGACCGGCAGGCCGUUGCCGAUCCCGAUGGCGAGGGCGUUGCUGUUGGCAUGGAGUUCCUCGACUUGACUGAUUUCGAGCAGCCAGCCUUUCGUUAUGUACUGUGA
Aspergillus caelatus is the source of this 1557-nucleotide messenger RNA. RefSeq names its product major facilitator superfamily domain-containing protein. The record is from RefSeq and is a predicted model, not a curated record. Gene Ontology annotation, biological process: transmembrane transport. The coding region runs from base 1 to 1557 and encodes 518 amino acids. The transcript has 2 exons. Gene Ontology annotation, cellular component: membrane. Lineage: Eukaryota; Fungi; Ascomycota; Eurotiomycetes; Eurotiales; Aspergillaceae. Gene Ontology annotation, molecular function: transmembrane transporter activity.